Messenger RNA from Andrographis paniculata, 1812 nucleotides. RefSeq lists its product as uncharacterized. The transcript is spliced from 4 exons. NCBI's taxonomy places the organism in Eukaryota, Viridiplantae, Streptophyta, Magnoliopsida, Lamiales, Acanthaceae. Gene Ontology annotation, molecular function: zinc ion binding; nucleic acid binding. The coding region runs from base 272 to 1504 and encodes 410 amino acids. The record is from RefSeq and is a predicted model, not a curated record.
AAAAGAAAGAAAGAAAGAAAGAAUCCAACGCAGCAGCAGCAACGAACCAAAGGAGGAGAAGGAAGGGAGGAAGAAGAAGGAGAAAGAAAGAAAAAAAAAAGAAAGAAAAAGAUUUAGCCGUCCGAUUCCAAUUCCGACUUGGGUAGCUCCUGAGAAUAAGCAUAAAGCUCAUCUGAUUUGAGUAAAUAAUGGGACAGGUGUACGUUGGAGGAGAUUUGGGUGAAGUUAUAAAAUCCAGAAAGUAUCGGUAGGAGGAAAAAUUGGGGGCAGUAUGUCGAAUUCUCGAGGUGGUGGUGUACGUAGGGCUAUUCAAGGCCCAGAGUUUGAUCCUUCGUCUGAUGAGUCACAGUAUCCUGUGCCAGCGCAUGUACCAACAGAGGCACCUAGUCAGGAUUUCUUUCGGCAGUUUAUGGCCGCGAUGAUGCCUCAACAGAGGAGUUUCAUUGAUGCUGUGAUGCGGCAUAACCCACCAACAUAUUCUGGUUCAGUGGAGCCAGGAGUCCUUGAGUUUUGGGUUGAAAAGAUGGAAAAGAUAUUUCGUGUUGUUCAGGUUCCGCCAGAUCAACGAGUUAAUAUUGGAGCCUAUUUCUUGGAAGGCCGAGCAAAUCGGUGGUGGUUAGGUGAAGAAGCUGCAGGUGUAGACCAAGUGGAUAUGACUUGGGAUGAAUUUAAAGCAAAGUUAAAGGCUAGGUUUAUACCGUCGCAUAUUCGAAAAGCGAAGAAGCAAGAAUUGCUGGACUUAAAGCAGGGCUCGAUGUCAGUUGAGGAUUAUUUUGUGAAGUUUAAUGAGUUGGAGAUGUAUGUUCCUGACUACUUUUCCUGUGAGCGAGACAGAAUUGACCAUUUUGUAGACGGGUUGCAACACAGAAUUCAAGAAGCUUUAGCGGUGUUGGAUAUCAGUUCAUUGUAUGAGGCUUACGAGCGUGCUGCCCGAUUUUAUCAGAAGCAGGAAGUCAGACAAAAGGAGAGUGAGAAGGAAAUAGGUUAUCAACAUCAGGUUCGAGAUAAGGGAAAAGCUAAAGUGGAGGAUGAGCCCAAGGGUAAAAAGAAAUGGUGGCAAAUGUUCAGGUCUGGGCCAUCGUAUAAGGGGAUUUCGAUUAAUGAACCGAGUCAGGAGAGGUCUCAGCAAUCGGGGGCUGUUUGUCGGCGUUGUGGAACAAGCCACCCAGGUACUCGUUGUGAUAAAGUUCCAUUGACAUGUUUUAAAUGUGGUGGUAGUGGUCACAUUGCCAGGUUAUGUCCAAGUGUGGUAACUGCAAGGGAGUUUCCAGAACUGAGGUUUAGGCCAUGGCAGCCGCCGUCUUCGCAGUCACAAGGGAGAGGAUUAGGAUCAUCUUGGCGAGGGGGACGAAGUCAGUCACGUUCGUCAUCUAGGCAGCCAGGCAGAGGACCUGGCCAGCGUGGACGAAUAAAUGUUCUUACCCAAGCAGAAGCUGAUUAUCAUCCAGGUACGCAUGGCACCUCCGGGACAGGGGACGUCUCGGGAGAUAGAAAGACGGGCUGAAUGAGUGAACUGCAUCUGAUGUAUUAUAUGUAAAUUCUAACUAGAAAAACCUCCCGUUUUGGGAGUAUGUUUUUGUAAAUAUUUAUAAACUUGUUUUUUUGGGAAUAAUAAAAUGCUUAUAUAAUUAAUUUUAGCCUUAACACUGUGUUGUGGGGCCCGAAGUAGGAGGUGACGACCUCAUGAUGCAGUGUGGCGGUAGCAUUUCCAGUAUGAGCCAACUGGGGGUGUUACAUUCGGUGUCUAAUGAAUUGGUCAAGGCUCCUAUUUAUAGGGGAGGGUGGCCUUGGCUUCCUUUUCAGAUGGUGCCA